This is a messenger RNA of Aspergillus sclerotioniger CBS 115572, 1471 nucleotides long. RefSeq lists its product as uncharacterized. Lineage: Eukaryota; Fungi; Ascomycota; Eurotiomycetes; Eurotiales; Aspergillaceae. The coding region runs from base 1 to 1278 and encodes 425 amino acids. The record is from RefSeq and is a predicted model, not a curated record. The transcript is spliced from 2 exons.
AUGAGCCGCCCAGUCCACUGCCAGAAUGUUACCGCGGCAGCCCCGGCAGAGGAGCGAGUAGGAUGGGUUUCCCCUCCGACUACCCGAGGUACAUCCGAUAUUCUCUUCAGUUGUUUAUCCGUCUUCAUCAUCUGCUCCUGGAAGUGUGUGCACUUGAAUAUACCAAGCAUCGAGGAGAGCGAGGCAGGCUGCCAUACCGCCUGGGGCUGGCUCCCUUUCUGGCCUACAGCUCCUCUCCGGCGGCUCUGGGGUCGAAAGCUCCGGUGGAUGGCCUUGAUUGCUAUUGCUCCAGAGAUCGGGAUUGCCGUGGCAUUUAAAGAUUUCAUGAAGGCCCGGGAAAUCUUCAAGGAAUACCAACAUCUCGGAUUCACCAUGACUCACGCUUUUUACGCCUGCAUGGGUGGUUACCGGAUCGCGAUUCCUCAAGCGCUCAGACAUCGUGAUGGUGCCGCUCACAAUAACGAGCUACCGACUUCGGGGGCAGCGCCUGUAGAGGCGCUGGAGGGCGGUCCUGCGCCAGGCCAUAGCCUGCCUCUCGUAAAGGAGGAAGACAUCCGCAACGCGUCAGCAUCGGAUGCCAUUACCAAGGGGUUGGCCAUCCUUCAAUGCGGGUGGUUGGUCAUCCAGAGUAUCGCGCGAGCGGCCGCGGGUCUGCCACUCACCGAGCUCGAGCUGAUGACACUGGCUUUUAUCCCCUGUGCCCUGGUCAUGUACGGAUUGUGGUGGGAUAAGCCAUUCGGGGUUCAGCGUGCAACCCUCAUAUAUCCUCUGGACCCGAAGAAUGCGAGAGCUCUGCAUGACAGAUUGGGACUAUCGAAUAGAUUGGCGAGAAGUGCGCGGAAUGAGGACGGGGCUCAGAGCUUCCAAGUUCUUCUUGAAUUUUACUUUUCAGUAUGGAGUAUGAGAGAUCAUGUGUAUUGGGACUCCGUGAUCUGCAACAUUACGUCCAUAGUAUUUUCUGUUUUCCAUCUCAUCGCUUGGAACUGGGAGUUUCCAUCGAAGACAGUCAAAAUCCUCUGGCGGGUCUUCAGUGUCACUGCGACUGGCGCCCCUGUGGUCCUGGUGACUACACCAAGUCUACUUUCCUGCACAUCCCUUUGGUCUUCCGGCGUGUGGAGGGCUUUGGGGACCUUCAUUGUGGUGUCGUUUGGCCUGGGUUGGGUGUACAUUAUCGCGCGAGUCAGUUUGAUCGUUCUGGUGUUCUAUUGCUUUUCCUCAAUGCCCGCUGAUGUCUACAAAGCAGUGCAAUGGACCGCAAUUUUCCCUCAUUUCUCCUGACACUGUGUCAGGCAACGGAAUGACGUGGAACCCAUUGGACCGGGCUGAUUAUAGUUCGAUGAAAUCAUCCAUCACAAUCUGUAUUUUUCUUACUGCGUUUAUUCCAUUAGCGCAACACAGAGCCCUUGGCUAUGUUCUUGAGGCAUGUAGAAGGGUCCAACAGUGGAUAUCGCAUUGAUGGCCGAGGGAAGGA